Molecule: messenger RNA, 1332 nt
Organism: Aspergillus calidoustus
Lineage: Eukaryota; Fungi; Ascomycota; Eurotiomycetes; Eurotiales; Aspergillaceae
Source: the annotation of a GenBank genome assembly
AUGGCACCGUCAGGGUGCAGGAGGUUCUCUGAGCACCUUCCCGAUAUGGAUUUGGCCUUCAAUUUGAACGAUGAGCCUCGUGUUGUAGUGCCUUGGGAGAGAAUGGCUGAACUACAGAGCCGGGCUAAAUUGCCACCACUUUUAUCUAGUGACAAGCUCGCAAACGAGUGGUCGACAGAUCGUGAAACAGGAUGGGCCCCCUUGGAGCCAGCAGAUCAAACACUCGAGACCAUGUUCGCGGAUAAGUCUUUUCAAAGAAUAUUUGACCCGUAUGUCGUCCCAGCUUGCCCACCCGGAUCAAAAGCGCGAUCCCAACGGAUAUGGGACAGACGAAACCUGUGUCUCGGAUGUCUUCGCCCACACUCAAUGGGUCAGUUUCCCACGGAUUGGGGAGUUUCAACCGACAUCUGCCAUCAGCCUGAUCUUGCUGACCUGCAUGGUCUCCUCCUAUCUCCCGCGUCAUUCAAAGUUACACAGGAACUAGUGCCAGUUUUUAGCCAGAGUUCUGUCUCUGUUUUCAACGACAUCAUCUUUCCGAGCCCUUGGAAUUACGUCGAUAAAAUAAGCUACGGGCCUUCCCCUGAGCACCCGGAUGCCAAAUAUUCCGACAAAGAGAACACUCUCUUCUGGAUCGGAAGCACAACAGAAGGCGUCAGCAAUCAGGGCAAAUGGAAAGGAAUGCCCCGGCAGCGCCUUGCACACCUCGUCAACAACAACACAUACAACUACGUCUCUGUCCUUCUCCCCACGGAAGAACCGAAAACAUACUCCUACCAGGUAUUCAACGGACGAGCCCCAAUCCAAGAUCUUGGUCUCAGCGCCUCCGUCAGCAUCACAGAACCCAUCGUCCGCUGCCGAGACAAUGACUGCACCGACCAAAAGGACGAGUUCAGCCCAGGUGGCCGCGUCGAGUUCCAAGACCACUGGAAAUACCGCUACCUCUUCGACUCUGACGGUGCAGGCUUCAGCGGCCGCUUUCUCCCCUUCCUACAGAGCCGCAGUCUGCCCUUUAAAACCGGUCUGUUCAGACAGUGGCUCGACUCCCGCGUCACCCCCUGGCUUCAUUACGCACCCAUCGAUAUUCGUCUCCACGGCCUAUGGAGCACACUCGCCUACUUUAGUGGCGUGGACGCGACAGUUGAUGGCAAUCGCAGGAUCGAGAUGAGACGCCAUGAUAUCCAGGGUCAGUGGAUCGCCGAGCAGGGACGCAAAUGGGCGGAGACCGCCCUGCGUAAGGAAGAUAUGGAGAUUUACUUCUUCCGGCUUCUGCUUGAGUGGGGGAGGUUGACUGAUGAUAGGAGGGAUUCAUUAGGCUUUACACUUGAUUCCUAA